AUGGCAAAAUCUUAUUACUCACUGGAUGAGGUUCUGAGAGUUGCCCAGAACCACCCCUUUUACAAUCCAGAUGUUCAGUUUCCACCGCAUCCGGAGGACAUUCCUCAAAUUAUACAAAGUAGUGAUCCUCCAAACGGCAGUAACUUAUGUCGUUAUAGGAUUAUCAAAAAGAAAGACAUCUUCGAUGUCAUCCAAAAGCUUGCCACCGAUGACUCGCUUAGCAAUACCUUCCGUUACAGCUCGUACACCAGUGUCACUGGAGGUGGCUGGAGUCGUGGAGUUCCAAUGCUAUUCUUGACCGACAGCGCGGAGAAUAAGCGGCAGCGCGAGACUAUGGGGGCGAUCAUUAAGGCAGUAGGCAUUAUUGAGCCUAGAGACUGGGUGGUUAAUAUCCAUGUGUCGGGAUACCUGUAUCGAUCUCUCGACUUGCUUACUGACGCUCUUGAAUACGCCGGAGGCACUGUGCUUUGUGCUGGGAGUGAUAUGUCCCCACAAAUGGUGACAGACGUGAUUCAGCAGUACCGUUGCAAUUGUCUCACUGGUCCAGUCACCGAGCUGAUUAAGAUGUCGCAUCAUAUAGCGUCCCUUCCUACCGAGGUCCGGGAACAAGUCAAGAUCAAUAAGAUCUUCUAUACUUCUGAACCAUUAUCUCGAUCUCAGCAUGACUUCUUGACUUCUACUUUCGGGUCGUCGGUGGCGAUAUACUCCGGGAUGGGGAGUGCUGAGGCAGGUCUUUGGGCCGUCGCCAACCCUCAGCUCACUGGCGAGCUAGAAACUGAUGCGGCAGAGUUUAUUUACGAUACACGGACUAUGCACGUCGAGAUCUUACCGCUUUCCAACACCAAGCAGGACAACGCAUGGAUCGAGCCAGUCCCAGACAACGAGAUGGGCAUGAUAACAUUGACCUCUCUGCAGCGUCUGCGGAAUUCACUGGUGCGGUACAACUCAGGAGACAUUGGCUCACUUCAUCCCCUCCCAUUAACCGCUCAGGCUCAAAUCCCAACGGAUGUAGUUGAACAUCUGAAACUGGUCCGCGUAUACGGAAGGGACAAGCGCUUUAGUUUCAGCUGGAAUUCGAACUACUUUGAAUACACGAUGGUCCACAAUCUAAUGCAGAGUGAGGGCUAUGGCAUUCUGCAGUGGCAGAUCGUGAUGAGACAGGACCAAGAGGCCGGGACUGAAUAUUUAGAGAUUCGACUUCUGCGUGAUCGGCAGCAAGCCCAGUUGAUUUCUGACGAAGAGUUAGUUGUCAAGAUCAAAUGGGCCUUCUUGGUGGUCACCAAUCCCGGUUUCCGAGUCAAGUUUGUCAACGAUGUUGCUGAGUUCGAGCGCAGCAGCACAGGCCGAAAGGUCGUUCGGUUCGUUGAUUUUAGAUAGCCCAGCAUCUAUCGACGUGAAACCCAAGGAGAUAGGGCAAUGCAAGAUGUUGGGUGGUGGCGCAUCACGGUUAUUAUGUCUUGCCGGUUGUUCUUAUUGACUUUCCUACGUACAUCCAUCCCCGCACUUGCACUUAUCCCACUGGAAACAUUAUGGAAUGCUCUAAUGUUAGUUCUGGUAAGACACUGACGAGCCUUGUG
Messenger RNA from Aspergillus caelatus, 1577 nucleotides. RefSeq lists its product as uncharacterized. The transcript has 3 exons. The record is from RefSeq and is a predicted model, not a curated record. Bases 1 to 1377 code for a protein of 458 amino acids. Lineage: Eukaryota; Fungi; Ascomycota; Eurotiomycetes; Eurotiales; Aspergillaceae.